Messenger RNA from Rana temporaria (common frog), 2468 nucleotides. RefSeq names its product transmembrane protein 215 (gene TMEM215). The record is from RefSeq and is a predicted model, not a curated record. Lineage: Eukaryota; Metazoa; Chordata; Amphibia; Anura; Ranidae. The coding region runs from base 503 to 1183 and encodes 226 amino acids. The transcript has a single exon.
AUUAAGGCAGGAGGUUCCUAAGUGCUGUGUGUUUCUAGUAUUUAAAGUCCACUCCUCUGCUCCUUUUCUAUUCCCCUCCCGCUUCUCACAUACUCUUGCAUUAAGAGAUGACUGUCUCAGUUUCCAUUCAAGCAGUUUGAGCACAUGCAAGAUCUCAGUCUGCUGGCAUCUGAAACACAGCAUCAAGCUCUCUGUGGACUUUUCUGCAAGCACUGAAUCUGCUCCAGGAGAAAUGCUUUCACACGUGAAUAAUCCAACCAAAAGAGUUCCUGCGAACAUCUUUGGAUUUUAUUAACAAAUAAUGCAAGGGUCAGAAACAGCUCCAGUCUGCUAUCAUUCGCGGAGUUAUAAGGAGAAGAGGGAAGAGUUUGACUUUUAAAUAAGGAGUGGUGCUUUUUGUUUCUUCAAUGGUUUUUUAAAACAGUAUGGUUUGCUGGUCUCCAAACAAGAGGAGCUGCUGAUGCGCCGCCGGUCAAAAAGUACAUUCUGAUGGUGUAAAGACAUGAGACCAGAUGAUAUCAACCCACGUACUGGACUGGUGGUGGCCUUGGUGAGCAUAUUUCUUGUAUUUGGUUUCAUGUUUACGGUUUCUGGAUUUAAAGGGGAGACGUUGGGAUCUAUCCCACUGCUUGCAAUAGGGCCAGCCAUUUUUCUACCUGGAGUGGCAGCUAUAACUCUGGCAAGGAGGACAGAUGGUUGUACAAAAUGGCCUUAUAAACAAUGUGCCUGCUGCUGUAAGAAGGGAAGAGACAAGGAGAACGUAGAACUUCUGAAGACCCCGUCUGAUGUGGAGUCUGGCAAGGGGAGUUCAAACGAGCUGGACAAAAAAGAUAAACCAAAGGAAAAAGACGAGGGUUGUGAGUCUAACAAAAUCACCACCAUAGGGGAUUCAAGGACGCUUACUAUGAAGGGAGAUGGAGAUGAGGGGCUUAAAUGCCAGGACCAAUGCCAUUCUACAAACACAUUACCAGGAGGAGUAGAGAACCAUAACACAUGCUCAGUUUUUGAUAAAAAGAUUACUGCAGACCGAAUAAUAUACACUGCUACAGAGGAGAAAGUUACACUAGAUCCAAGAGACAGUGAUGCAGGUGCCUAUCCUCAAGGAGGGGACAAUUCUUAUAACAGGUAUUGCUGUUAUGUAAAACCAACAGAAGUGAACUGGGACCAAGAGACCAUUGUCUAAAACCUAAUAAUAAUGCACAUAUUCACACUAUACAAGAAUGUUUUUGCACUGCAUGACUGAUCCAAGCCUUGUCGAAAACAAUACAGGUGCUUAUGUCUGGCAGUCUCCUGCUGAAGGUGUGUUAUUGCAGAUCAGCAUGUCUAGGGUCGUGGGUCUCCUGUUUCCUUUUUUGAUAGUUCUGGCCAAACACAGUGCCUUGCUAUGGAGCUGGACAUGCGCGCAGCAAGCAUGACCAAUCACCAAUAGGUCAACAGGCAGGGAUAACAGCUCAGGCUAACUGCAUAACACACUGAGAAUACACCAAUAUGCUGAAUGAUAAGUUGCUGCAACAACACUUUUGUUUUUAUAAAUCAUGUAUGACCUAUAUUAUUACUACUUGUGGAGAAACAGGUAGCCAUACCUUCCUGGUAAUUCUAAGUUAAAGAUUAGCAAUGCAAUAAUUUGCUAACAGACAUUUGCUGAUAAAUGGUAUAAUCCUCAAUAAUAAUUGUCAUUUAACCAGUGGGAUGCUGCUGCUAAUUCUCAAGACUUCUGAUGAUUUUUUUUAAAAUGAGAAUUAUCACCAGACUAUUUUUUUAUGUUUCCUAAAAUAUAAUAGUGUUUAAAAACAUGCAUGUCAUUUGGAACAGUUAUGUAAAAAAAGUCUUUGGCCAUAGUUCACUUUAUCUCUAACCUGUGCUCGAACAUAUGAUGAAAGUUGGAAGCUAAGGUGGAAGCUAACUGGUUGCUAGAGACAGCAUUUCUGUGUAUUCGAUGCUACAGUUUUUUAGAAAUCUGCUCCAAAGUUUCCUUUAUUAUUUGGUGGCUAUAAAAAUAUGUAAGUUCUUUUUAAUGGUAUACAGUCAUAUUGAUUUAUGAAAAUUAAAGCAAAGGUGGAGCAGUUGCCCAGAGCCAUCAAUCAGUACCAACGGUAUAAAACGACCAUAUAAAAGAAAACAUAGCAUGGAUUCAUUACUAGUUUUCAUAAAUCAGCUUUAAAUUAUGCAAUUUUUAUAUCGCUGCAAGUGCCAACAUAUUAAAAACUAUUUCUGGUGAUAAAUCCCAAUAAUGUGCUGAUGCAAGACAGUGUUAGGAGCUUCCAUACAUUUUCAUUUGUAUGAUUUUUUUUUUCUUACUAGGAAUAACAUAUGCACUCUUAAUAAUUAUUGACUAUAUACUUCAAAUCUAUUAACUGUUUGUAACUUGUAGGCUUCUUUAAUAAAUAGUACAGUAUAAUGCUUGCCUAUAAAUUACUCUUAGUAUUUGCAUUGAUAAAUUAAACUUUUAAUAAAUGCCAUGCUUUGAA